This is a messenger RNA of Capsella rubella, 1712 nucleotides long. RefSeq names its product protein trichome birefringence-like 5. Gene Ontology annotation, molecular function: O-acetyltransferase activity. Bases 104 to 1588 code for a protein of 494 amino acids. Gene Ontology annotation, cellular component: Golgi apparatus. Lineage: Eukaryota; Viridiplantae; Streptophyta; Magnoliopsida; Brassicales; Brassicaceae. The record is from RefSeq and is a predicted model, not a curated record. The transcript is spliced from 5 exons.
UAAAGUAAUUAAUUUUUUUUGGAAAAGAUUGAAUGAUCGAAGUCGCAUCUGACUGUGAGAUGAGUUGUGCGUAGCUCCACUCCAAUGGUGGCUUGGCUUCACAAUGUCGACUUCUUCUUCUUCUUUUCCUAGCUUCCCUCGCACCAUCGUCUCCUACACUGUCACAACUUCACUCUUUAUCGUUAUCUUCUUAAGUAGCGUCUUCCUCUUCACUAGACGCACUCUCGAACCUUCUCUCGAACUUUACCACGCCGCCGACAUCCCUCUCUCCGCCGCCGAUCCACCCCCUCCCACGCCCCGCCUCUCUCAAAUCGAGGAUCACGAUGGUGACGUCACUGUGAAAGCAAAUCCAAAGGAGGAAGGCGAUUCGCGCAGCGGCGAUGACGUAGCGGUGGCGGUCGAGACUGAGGUGAAACUGAAAGAUGUGGAAGAUUCCCGCAAGGCGAAAACUGAGCCGGAAAAAGAAGGAGGAGGAGGAGGAAAAGAAGAAUCUCGCGUCGAAGGUAAUGUUGAAUCUGUGGAGCAGGCGGUGGUUGAGAAGAUGAGAGGCUGCGAUUUGUACAGGGGAUCUUGGGUUAAGGACGAUGAUGAAUAUCCAUUGUAUCAGCCUGGAUCGUGUCCUUAUGUGGACGAAGCUUUUGAUUGCCAGAGGAAUGGGAGGCGUGAUUCUGACUAUCUCAAUUGGAGAUGGAAACCUGACGGUUGUGAUCUUCCACGGUUUAAUGCUACAGACUUCUUGGUGAAGCUACGAGGUAAAAGUUUGUUGUUGGUUGGAGAUUCUAUGAACCGUAACCAGUUUGAAUCAAUGCUUUGCGUUCUCCGAGAAGGUUUAUCCGAUAAGAGUAGAAUGUACGAGGUUUAUGGCCAUAAUAUUACAAAGGGGAGAGGCUACUUUGUAUUCAAGUUUGAAGAUUACAAUUGCACUGUAUCGUUUGUGAGGUCACAUUUUCUUGUGAGGGAAGGAGUUAGAGCUAAUGCUCAAGGAAACACUAAUCCGACUCUUUCGAUUGAUCGCAUUGACAAGUCACAUGCUAAAUGGAAGCGUGCUGACAUUCUUGUCUUUAACACUGGACAUUGGUGGGUUCAUGGAAAGACCGCCAGAGGGAAAAACUACUACAAAGAAGGUGACUACAUCUAUCCGAAAUUUGACGCGACUGAAGCAUACAGAAGGUCGUUAAAGACUUGGGCAAAAUGGAUUGACGAGAAUGUGAAUCCCAAAAAGCAGCUUGUAUUUUAUCGCGGAUACUCCUCUGCCCAUUUUCGGGGAGGUGAGUGGGACUCGGGAGGCUCGUGCAAUGGGGAGGUGGAACCAGUAAAGAAAGGUUCAAUCCUGGAUUCCUAUCCUUUGAAAAUGAAAAUAGUCGAAGAAGCAAUAAAGAAAAUCCACAUUCCUGUGAUUCUCCUAAACGUGACUAAGCUGACUAAUUUCCGCAAAGACGGACAUCCGUCAAUCUAUGGUAAGACCAACACAGAAGGUAAAAAAGUGUCCACACGGCGACAGGAUUGCAGCCACUGGUGUCUGCCAGGAGUUCCCGAUGUUUGGAACCAUCUUAUAUACGUGUCUUUGCUCCUGCAACCACAUUCCUAAGCUCAUACAUCAACAAAAUUAGAUUAGACCAAAUUCAGUAGUCUUCCCUGUUAUUUGCAGUGACAUUAAAAUUUUGUGUAAUUUAUCGCUCUUGGAGCUGAGAAGUAGUUUUUUUAUUUUUUUU